CGUGUUGUUUCUUAUUGAUCGUCAGUCUGUUUAGUCGAACCGCAGCAUUCGCUCCAACGACGUCAGCUGCUCGGACUUUUGAAGAGAGUUAAAUUUGUUUCUUUCCCUAAGUUUUUUAAUCCCAAACCAUAACCAUGUCCGAUGAAGAGGAAUACACUUCUGAAGAGGAGGAGGAGGAGGUCGUCGAGGAGACCAGAGAGGAGACGUAAAAAACCACCUCAAACACCAGCCGAAGGUGAGGGUGAUCCAGAGUUCAUCAAACGUCAGGAUCAAAAGCGUUCCGAUCUCGAUGAACAGCUGAAGGAAUACAUUCAAGAAUGGCGCAAACAGAGAGCCAAGGAAGAAGAUGAGCUGAAAAAACUCAAAGAGAAACAGGCUAAGCGCAAGGUCACUCGCGCCGAAGAAGAACAAAAGAUGGCACAACGCAAGAAGGAAGAAGAAGAGCGUCGUGUGCGCGAAGUUGAAGAGAAGAAACAACGCGAAAUUGAAGAGAAACGUCAACGUCUCGAGGAGGCUGAGAAAAAACGUCAAGCUAUGCUUCAAGCCAUGAAGGACAAGGACAAGAAGGGACCCAACUUCACUAUUGCCAAGAAGGAGGCAGGCGUGUUGGGGCUUUCAUCCGCCGCCAUGGAACGUAACAAGACUAAGGAACAAUUGGAGGAAGAAAAGAAAAUCUCACUGUCGUUCCGUAUUAAACCCCUCGCAAUUGAAGGUUUCAGCGAAAGCAAAUUGCGCGAGAAGGCUCAAGAAUUAUGGGAACUCAUUGUCAAAUUGGAAACUGAGAAAUAUGACUUGGAAGAAAGGCAAAAACGUCAGGAUUACGAUUUGAAAGAGUUGAAGGAAAGACAGAAACAACAACUCAGGCAUAAAGCCUUGAAGAAGGGUCUUGACCCUGAGGCUUUGACUGGCAAAUACCCGCCCAAAAUCCAAGUAGCCUCCAAAUAUGAACGCCGUGUUGAUACCCGCUCAUACGAUGACAAGAAGAAACUCUUCGAAGGUGGCUGGGAUGAAAUCAGCAAGGACAUAAAUGAAAAGAUCUGGAACGAAAAGAAGGAGCAAUAUGUUGGCCGCCAAAAAUCCAAAUUGCCAAAAUGGUUCGGCGAACGACCAGGCAAAAAGUCUGGUGAACCCGAAACACCAGAAGGUGAAGAGGAUGCCAAGGCUGAUGAAGACGUCGUCGAAGAUGAAGAAGUUGAAGAGGAGGUUGUAGAAGAAGAAGAAGAAGAAGAGGAGGAAGAAGAAGAGGAAGAAGAAGAAGAGGAGGAGGAAGAGGAAGAAGAGGAAGAAGAAGAAGAAGAGGAGGAAGAGGAAGAAGAAUAAAUUAAUUUUUAACUACUUUUAAUAAAAAAUUUAUUAAAAACUAUAUGGUUAUUAUUAGCUUAUUCGACUUAUAUUUUUUUUAACUAAGAAAAUAAUUUCAUAUUUCUCCAAUAAAUAAGUUAAAUGGGAAAAUCAUUUUUCCACUAAAUAUUGUAAAUGAAACUUUUCUCUCACCAGCACAUAAAUAUACACGUACACAACUCUCUCUA
Messenger RNA from Teleopsis dalmanni, 1529 nucleotides. RefSeq names its product troponin T, skeletal muscle (gene TpnT). Gene Ontology annotation, biological process: muscle contraction; regulation of muscle contraction; sarcomere organization. Gene Ontology annotation, cellular component: troponin complex. Gene Ontology annotation, molecular function: tropomyosin binding. Bases 142 to 1320 code for a protein of 392 amino acids. The record is from RefSeq and is a predicted model, not a curated record. NCBI's taxonomy places the organism in Eukaryota, Metazoa, Arthropoda, Insecta, Diptera, Diopsidae. The transcript has 10 exons.